CUGAUCAAAAAAUAUUUCUAUUCCCGAAUUUUUUCAAUUAUUUAUAUUUAUUUAUUUGUCGAUUGUUGGUCUCUUCCCCCAAUUUUUUUGCUAAUUUUUUUGUGGGUCGUUCGUUUUCCUUUCCAUUUUUUCUUUUUUCUAACCGAUUGAAUGUUCGGAUUUUUUAUAUCUUUUUGGUUUGUCUGGGUCAAAUUGAGGAGGGGGGGGGGUUUAAAAUUGCGAGAGAGAGAGAGAGAGGGAAUUUUUAAAUACAAGAAAGGAGGUUGGGGAUCGCUUUUCUGGAGUUUUUUGAAAAGGGGAAUUGAGAGGGAAAGGUUUAACGAGAAAAUAGAAAAAGGAUCAUUUCAAUUCUUAAAAGUAAAAUUUUAAAUAAAAAUAAAAUUUUAAUAAAAUUGAAAAAAAAAGAAAAAUUUAAUGAAAAUUAGGUUUACCGUAUUUUCUCGAUCAAUUCCCCUGUGUGGUUCUUGAUCGUUUAUUAAAUGUAGAUGGGAAUAAUGCUAAAAUCGAAUUCGAAAAUUUCUAGAUUUAGACAAAGGAACGACGUACAAAGUUUGAACUCUAAGUAUUCGAAAUUACUCGAUCGAGUAUCUGAGUGGUCUGAUCCUCCAAUUUUCGGAUUCAAUCUGAUUUUUAAAAUGCUUGAGUUCUAGCCAAAUCCUCGGUGGAAUUAAUAGGUGGUAGGGGAUAAAAUAGGGGAUAUAAGUGAUCUAAAAUAGGGGAUAGGGGAUCUCAGUAGGGAUUUCAAAGGGGGAUGGGGAUCUAAAAUAAGGGGAUAAAUAGGGUAUCUCAGUAGG
Molecule: messenger RNA, 794 nt
Organism: Meloidogyne enterolobii
Lineage: Eukaryota; Metazoa; Nematoda; Chromadorea; Rhabditida; Meloidogynidae
Source: the annotation of a GenBank genome assembly